This is a messenger RNA of Pygocentrus nattereri (red-bellied piranha), 2419 nucleotides long. RefSeq names its product protein kinase, membrane associated tyrosine/threonine 1 (gene pkmyt1). NCBI's taxonomy places the organism in Eukaryota, Metazoa, Chordata, Actinopteri, Characiformes, Serrasalmidae. Gene Ontology annotation, molecular function: protein kinase activity; ATP binding. The coding region runs from base 155 to 1882 and encodes 575 amino acids. The transcript has 8 exons. Gene Ontology annotation, biological process: protein phosphorylation. The record is from RefSeq and is a predicted model, not a curated record.
UCGAAGCGAGUAGCCUCGCAGGUUGUGUCAGAUGUGUGAACGUUACGGUAGUCCGUUACAGUACUUACAGCAGAGUUGAGUAAAAACACUGGUUGUGAGGUCGUAUAUGGGAUUCGAGUGAGAAGCACUGGGUCCGUCAGUCCAGGAAGUCGAAAUGGUCAGCACUCCGCUGCCAGUGCCGGCGCACUUUUCCCAAGCCCAGCAGUCGUUCUCUCUGAAAAAGCGCCGUCUUCCUUUCUCCUCUUCUGCCUCGUCAAGCUCUCUGUCUCCUCAGCGGCCACUCUCGCGCUCCCUGCCCCCGCGGCCCCCGUCCAAAGGCUACCCCCCUCUGAGCCGUGUGUUUCCCCAGCGCCGGGCCCCAUGGACCCCGCUGUCCUGUGCGCUGAUCAAAAACCCACCGCCACGCUCCCUGUAUGACCCUGACCGGCCGCAGUCCUUCUUCAGCCAGUGCUUCAUCAACCUGGGCCUGAUUGGCAGAGGCUCCUUUGGGGAGGUGUACAAGGUGAAGAGUCUGCUGGAUGGCCGGCAGUACGCUGUGAAGCGCGCGGUACAGCGUUUCCGGAGUCAGGCCGAGCGGUCCCGGAGCAUCAAAGAGGCUCGUAAUCAUGAGCGUCUCCAUCCGCACCCACACAUCCUGGGCUUCAGUGCCGCCUGGGAGGAAGGAGGACAUCUGUACAUUCAGACUGAGCUCUGCUGCACCAGCCUGCUGCUCCACUCUGAGGACCAACCGUCAAACCCAGGUGAGGCGUGUGCGUGGGAUUACCUGUGUGACUUGCUCCUGGCUCUAGAUCACUUGCACUCUCAGGGCUUCGCUCAUCUGGACCUCAAACCUGCCAACGUUUUCCUCACGUGCUCCAGGCGCCUCAAACUGGGCGACUUUGGCCUCCUGCUGGAGCUGCCCGGGGAGAGUGAGGAAGGGAAGGUGGAGGGCAGGGAGAAAGAGAAGCGAGAGAAAGAUGAUGCACAGGAGGGAGACCCCCGAUACAUGGCUCCUGAACUGCUGAGGGGAGAAUACGGACCUGCUGCAGAUGUCUUCAGCCUGGGAGUGUCCAUCCUGGAGUUGUCCUGUAAUAUUGAGGUGCCUAAAGGAGGAGAAGGCUGGCAGCAGCUCAGGAAGGGUUGCUUGCCAUCAGAAUUCACUAAUGGCCUGUCUCCAGACCUGCAGGUCGUUCUGAGGCUGAUGCUGGCUCCGGAGCCUAGAGACAGAGCUACAGUUCAGCAGCUUCUGGCUCUGCCUUCAGUACGCAAACACAGGUGGAGAAGACAGGUUUCACUGCGGCUCCGUGAGAGCUGGCUGUCCAUACUGACCCUCACACAGUUCAUCCUCUCUGCAGGCUGGAGUUUCUUGUCCUCCUUAAAUCUGCCCUUUAUUCCCCGCUGUCCUUCGCCAACACCCUGCACGCCCCCCAGAGAGAGCUGGGAGAGGGAGGGUGAUGUUAGUGCUCUGCAGCACAGUGCAAUGCUCUCAGAGCCGGACACGCUUACAGACGACCCUGUGUUUCUGCCGGACACACUUGGCCUACGACACUCUCCUACAUUCACACACAGAAUCCAGGCCAGGUUAUCUCUUGGAAGCACUUCGACCCCACUGCCCAACUCGAGCUCACUCGCUUGCGACAGCCUCUCACACACUCCCACCCGCAGCCUCACACACACUCCCUCCAGCAUCCACUCCAACGUCUCCAGACACACACUGCCGGGCUCGCCCAGCCUCAGCCCGAUCCGGCUAGGAUCUCCAACCCCAUCUAAUCGCUCAGCGGACCCACAGCUCCUCUCGGACUCCCCAGCCUCCAGCCGCUCGUGCCGCAGCUUGGCCGAAAACGAGCAGAGAAGCGGCUUUGAGCCCAAAAACCUGCUCAGCCUCUUUGAUGAGACCACGUAAGAAACGUAGUUUUCACGUAAGUGAAACUUGAGCAAGAAACUCAUUGUCUGCUCUUUACUUUAUACUGGGAGUGUUUGGGACCUCGGAUCGCUGCAUUAGAGAGAAAUGGGAGCAAAAAAGAAGUGUUGGUUUUAGUUACUUCAUAUUGAGAUAUUUGUGUUGUAAAGAGACUUUGCUUUUUGUUUACAUUCUGUAAAGAUGAUUUUUCUGUGAUUUUUUUUAAAGAUUUUCCAGUUCAGUGUUUUUUUUGCAGUGCAGUGUACAUUGUAGUGAAAGAACAUUGUGACUAUUACUUUUUUGAGUUUUACGUCAGAAUUUUCAUGUAUUGUUUCUGAAUGUAUGAUUUCUCUGUUAGUGGCGACAAGUCAAAUGUUUGUUUAUCUGUGCUGUGUUGUAUUUACGGCUGAAGUCGGUCAGGACGUUAGUCGUAUGGGUGUAUAUUGGUUCUGCAGGCAUCCUGUACAUUGUUAUUAUAUACAAAGUGUUUGUGGGUAACAGUUUGAACAUACUUGCACAAAAACACCUUCCUGAAAUCUU